This is a messenger RNA of Stereum hirsutum FP-91666 SS1, 1738 nucleotides long. Its product is annotated as GroES-like protein. The transcript is spliced from 4 exons. Gene Ontology annotation, molecular function: zinc ion binding; L-iditol 2-dehydrogenase (NAD+) activity. Gene Ontology annotation, biological process: D-sorbitol catabolic process. Lineage: Eukaryota; Fungi; Basidiomycota; Agaricomycetes; Russulales; Stereaceae. The record is from RefSeq and is a predicted model, not a curated record. Bases 25 to 1164 code for a protein of 379 amino acids.
CCUCGCUUCCCAACACAUCCUACCAUGUCUCCCGUUGCUCUUCCUAGCCAGCAUGCUGCUGUUCUCUAUGGUCCCAAGGACCUCCGUUACGAGGAGCGUACCCUCUGGCCGCCUUCACAAGGCCAAGCCCAGGUAGCCGUCGUUGCUACUGGUCUUUGUGGAAGUGACCUUCACUACUUCAUCCAUGGCAGGAACGGGGACUUUGCCCUUCAGGCGCCCCUUGUCCUCGGCCACGAAGCCGCGGGUAUCGUUACUGCUGUCGGUCCAGGCGUGACCAACGUCGUACCAGGACAGCGCGUCGCCAUCGAAGCCGGCGUUAUGUGCAGCAACUGCAACUAUUGCUCGUCUGGCCGAUACAACCUCUGCAAAGGUCUCCGCUUCGCUUCCAGCGCGAAGACAUUUCCCCAUCUCGACGGCACUCUCCAGGAACGUAUGAACCACCCGGCACACGUUCUGCAUCCACUACCGAAGGAUUGCUCCUUUGAGCGUGCCGCACUCGCCGAACCCCUGUCUGUUCUCAUCCACGCUUCACGACGCGCCCAAUGCAAAGCAGGACAGCGCGUCCUCGUUUGCGGUGCUGGUGCUAUCGGUCUCCUCGCCUGUGCUGUCGCAAGGUCGACUGGUGCAUCCCGCGUCGUCGCCAUCGACAUCAACCAUGCCCGCCUCGACUUCGCCAAGUCGCAAGGUUUCGCCGACGAUGUCUUCUGCCUACCUGCUGGUCCUCGCGCUAAAUCGCCUGAAGAGUCAUUGCGACGAGCAAAGGAGACAUCGGCAACGGUAUUGAAAGCGUUCGGCGAAGAGGAUGGAUUCGACGUGAUCUUCGAAUGCACAGGCGCGGAGCCGUGCAUCCAGAUGUCCAUCCACACUGCCAUGACAGGAGGCAAGGUUAUGCUCAUCGGGAUGGGCACUCCGAAUAUCACACUCCCCCUAUCAGCAGCGGCCCUGCGCGAGGUCGACAUCCUCGGGUCAUUCCGCUACGCAAACACCUACCCAGAAGCGCUCUCCCUCCUCGCCUCAGAUAAGCUUCCCAACAUCGACGCCCUCGUCUCGCAUCGGCUGCACCUCUCCGAGACGAAGGAGGCCUUCGAGCUCUUGGCGAAGGGUGUUGACGAGGACGGGCGCAUGGUCCUCAAAGUCGUCAUAGGCCCCGGUUCGGAGGCUUAAAAUUAACAGGCAGCCGGACCUUUCUUAUGUUUCUUGUUUGUUUUUUGUUUAUGCCUUCAUGCAUUCCGCUUUCGAUCUACACUGUGCUGGUUUACAAUGACUUAUUAGACCGUUCACUUUUCCAAGCCUCGUACAAAUGUUGUUUUUUCUAGCCUUUUCCCUCCUCUUCUCGCUCGUCGGUGCUCUUCGUCGGGGUCACGGUGUAUACUAGAAGGACCAUUCUUCUUUUUCCCCUCUUCUCCAGGUCGUUUGUAGGAGUAUUACGGUUGCUGCAUGAAACACAUCCAAGUUCAUCUCUCUUGCAUGCUCAUUACUUCCUCUUCUUGACAUAGCCUAGACCGCAACUUGUCGAGAAUACUUACCUCGUUCUCCGCCUUACUUACCUCCCGUCUUGCUGUGUCAAUCUUUUUCUGUCUUACCCUUCUAGUCACAAACAUUUCUCUCAAAUCAAACCAUCCGCUUACCCCGUACAUACGCAUCCACGCAUCGCAUUCUUCUCUUUUCUUAUUCUUUCCAUGCUUCUCAACCAAGUCAUGCCCCUUGUGGAAAAAUAAGACGCGUUCGUCGCCCUUUG